GGGUGGAGCAGUGCCUAUACAGUAGAAGCUGUUAUCAUGCAAAUAGCUGCUACACUUGUGAAAGGAAAAGCAAGGAUUAACUUCCAGGAUAAUAAAAAGGUAAUCUGCCCAGUAGUCAACUGCUUACACUGUCAGUAAGCUGUUUGUGAAUGGACAUUUUUAUACUUUGCUUACUUUAAAGGAGUAGGAGUCAUGUUAAUUGCUCUUAAUUGUUAUCUUCUUACUGGGCUUGAAAUUGCAACUGAUAUGAUCGCCAAUGCGACUAACAUUUUCUCCUUGGCGACUAAAAAUUCUGGUUUAGUUGCCAAGGUGGCAACCAGGUUUCUCUAUGAUUCAGAUUUAAAAAAUAAAAGAGUAAAGUUAAAACAAACAUUCCACCUUAUCUUUCUUUGCUUUCUUCAUGAAAAAUGUGCCAAAUCGCAUAAACAAAGCCUGUUUAGCUCCAAAUUUAUACUGACUAUAUACCGACUUCCAUCCAUGAUAUUUUCAAAUCUGAUGGAUGGUGCCAUACUGUGUAGGGCUUCUGAUAGGUCGCGGAAAAAAAGUCAAAUUUCGGCCGACUUUUAGGGGCAAAUUUGUGGGACUUUUUCUGGGCAAAUGUCCCCAAAAAUCGAGCCUUAAACCAUGGCUAGUGCCCAGUUUUUCGCAACAUAAUUUACACGUGGUAGUUUCAGGACUAUUGUUGGCACAUUUCACUUGUGACAAAUUUUCAAGAUAAAUUUGCAAGUUUAUGGUAACUAAAUAGCCCCAAUAGCUGAAUAAGUUUCAAAUAUGUUGUACAGACAUGUAUUCGAUGAUUUCUACCGAAUUUGUGUUUUUGUGAAUUUCGCGGCUCCGCGACCGCCCGAAAUAUCAGAAGCCUUGGCUAUGGGCUGCGUCAUUUACAGGUACGUUACACAAAGUGGUGACUGAAAGAUUGCAACUGGUGACUAUAUUUCUCCAGUUCGUUGCCGAAAGGCGACGUGAGGAUGUUUUUAAUUUCAAAUUCUGUCUUAGCUAUGAGGUGUAUUUCUAAUUUUACUAAACCAUGCCAAUUGUAUUUUUGUUCUUAAGUUUCAACAAAUCAACUCAUAAUUAUUAUCUCAUGAAAAUAUAUAGAUAAUUUCUGAAGACAUGAAUCCAGAUAGCUAAACUCCUGAGGCCCCAGUUGUUCAAAUGCUGGAUAGCACUAUCCACUGAAUAAAUCUCUAUCCAGCAGAUAAGUGUUAGGCAAACCGACUGUGCCAUCCACUAGAUAGAGAUUUAUCCAGUGGGUAAUGUUAUUCGCCUUUCAAACCACAGGGAGCAGGCCCUGGUUGUUCAAACGUUGGAUAGCGCUAUUCACCAGAUAAAUUGCUAUCCAUCGGACAAGUAUCAGGGAAACCAAUUGCGCUAUCCAAUACAUUUAAUUUGUCCAUCUGUGUCUCCUUUUGCAUUUGCUGUGUUAAUUAAUUUAUACCUUCUUUUAGUGUUUUGAGCAUUGUGUAGUUCCAGAAAGUAUCCAUACUUUCCCUACAGAAGAGACUGAAAAUUCCUGGGGGGUGGGGGGCUCUCAAAGGCUCAAAAAUUUAAGUAAAUGUAUGAAGCUUGACUGGAAUUUUCAGGGGGGGGGUCUAAGGAAAAAUCCCUUCUGUAGGGGAGGUAUGGACAAUUUUUGGAACCACACAUUGCUUUUUAUGUUUCACUAAAUUUGGUGGGAGUUCCUGCUGUUUGAAUUUUGAUAAAUUUUGUUACACAGCCUCUAUAAGUUAAUAAUAUUUUCCCCUUUUUGCUUUAAAGACAAGCCGUCCCAAUGUUUGGUGCUAAAGUAGGGAAUGAGAUACCAGGUAGAAUGAGAGAUAUGUCUAAAAAAGUGUUCAAACGAAAAUUAAUCAGUGUGCUCUUCGAACUAUUAAAAGACAAAGAUGAUUACCUUGAUGCAACCAUGAUGAUAACACGAGAAAUAAAAUCGCGAAAUCCUAAACCUUAGCCUCUUUCACAGGUUGCAUUAAACAGAUUUGUCUUUCUUGCUUUUCAAUUCAUUACACAUAUUUCUUCUUUUCUUUUUCUUUGCUUUUUACCUAUUAUAUGUGAUAUCUAAUUUGUAAUAAGAAAUAAUUUGGCACGCCUCGUCUAGCGUUUUCUUGUUAACUGCGUGCCAAAAAAUUGUACUUGUAGUAUUAUGAUAAUAAAAUUUAUUGUCUGGUGUCUACAGCCUUUUAAGAGCCCAACAAUCUUUUAUGUCCUUAGUACAGAUCCACGAAAAAAAAAAUAAUAAGAGUGAUCUUCAAUUUGUACGUAUACAAUCAUACGAAAUAAAACUUUUUGUUUGUUCCUGAGAAUACUCAGGUUAGUCCCCUACUUUCCUGUAAGAUCUUCAAGAUCAAGUGCUUACUGUAUCGUGUGGCCAUCUUGGUUUCAACUGUUAGUGUAACUCGGAGAAGGGUGUCAAAUUUACUAAGGGGGUAGGAGUUGGGUGGGAAGGAGGCAAGAUCCCUAUUUUUCUUGCCUCUCUUCCCGCAUUCCAUUAAAUCCUGACUCAUCUGCCGGAGUGUGUUACUACGUGUAACCUUUGUAGCAAGCAUGUCAAUGCAUGUUUGUUGAGAAGGUUAGAACAAGAGGGACUAAAAGAAAAUAAAUGCUUUUCUGCAAGCCCCACAAUUCUGAAAGAAAAAAACAAACAAACAAACACACAAGUAAACAAAUUAAUAAACACCCAUUAGUGUUUCACAGUUCAGUUCAUUUGUAAACUGACAGCUUGUCAACAUAGUAGCCAGCAACAGAUCACCAGUUGUUAUAAAUUUAUUUGGCUUUUUUGUUUUAUUCUCAUUUUUAGGAUGGUAUACUCCACCUAAACAUGAAGGCUGAAUUAAACUAUUAUUGUUAA
Porites evermanni is the source of this 2845-nucleotide messenger RNA. The record is from the annotation of a GenBank genome assembly. NCBI's taxonomy places the organism in Eukaryota, Metazoa, Cnidaria, Anthozoa, Scleractinia, Poritidae.